AUGAUAUUCGAUCCUAAUUUUCGUCGUAACAGCCCUCCUACAGACUCAGAGGACUCUUCCAAGGGCGAAGGGUUCCUAAAGUCAGUCUGGCACCGACUGGUAGACAAUAAAGACUCUGAGUCUCCUAAGUCGGACAGCAAAGAUGCUAAAGACCCAAAGGAUGCCAAACAAGAUGAUACCAGCAAAGACUCGAAGAAGCGUCAACUUUCCAACUACCCCACAGUUGAUUCCGAUACUCAACGUGCCACCCCCUGCCCUCGCGUCUUCCCCAUCCAUAUUCUACUAGUGGAGGGGGAGCAUCCCGCUCCUGUAAACUUCGCGAAUAUGGUGCAGGCACCAAUGCUUUCGUGCCCGCUGAAGCAAACCAACGAGAUCGAUUGGAUUCAGCCCCUCAAGGAUUACAUUCGACAGACUUAUGGCGAGGACCCUGAGCGCUAUAGUCAAGAAUGUGCGACUUUAAACCGCCUCAGGCAAGACGUGAGAGGCGCUGGCAAGGAUAGCGCUACAGGGCGCGACUUGCUUUAUCGAUACUACGGCCAGCUGGAGCUACUGGACCUCCGGUUCCCUGUUGAUGAGAAUCACAUCAAGAUAUCAUUUACAUGGUACGAUGCUUUCACGCACAAACCCACCUCCCAAUACUCCCUAGCAUUUGAGAAAGCAUCCAUCAUCUUCAAUAUCUCCGCCGUCCUCUCCUGUCAUGCCGCAAAUCAGAAUCGAGCCGAUGAUACCGGUGUCAAGACGGCAUACCACUCUUUCCAGGCUUCAGCUGGGAUGUUCACAUAUAUCAAUGAGAAUUUCUUGCACGCUCCGUCGACUGAUCUCAACCGAGAUACCGUCAAAACACUCAUCCAUGUUACACUCGCCCAGGCCCAGGAGGUGUUUUUAGAGAAACAGAUCACAGACUUGAAAAAACCCGGAUUCUUGGCUAAAUUGGCUAGUCAAGCUGCAUACCUUUAUUCGCAGGGAUCGGAAACGAUGCAGGAAUUCGUCAGUAAGAACGUCUUCGACAAAGUGUGGUCGUCAGUGGUCCAGGCGAAGGCGGCGCAUAUGAGUGCUGUUGCAUCCUACUACCAGGCGAUUGCGGAUAGUGAUAAUGGGUCACACGGAGUCGCCAUUGCUCGACUACAGAUGGCUGAUAAGCAAGCUACUACUGCUCUUGGGUGGGCCAAGUCAUUCCCUUCGAACGCUCCCGCGACUUCAAAUCUGACCGCAGAAUCUGGGCCCGCUUUGGUGGAGGAAACCAAACAUAUCCAAGAAAAUGUGCAGACCAAGCUCGCCAGUCUCAUCAAAGAUAAUGACUUUAUCUAUCAUCAGCCUGUCCCCAAUGAGGCAGGACUCUCGGCAGUUGCUAAACUACCUGCGGCAAAGGCAAUCCCAGUCAGCGAGCUCUAUCAAGGACAGGAUAUCCAGCGCAUCAUCGGUCCCGAUAUUUUCCAGAAGCUCGUGCCAAUGUCCGUCACGGAGAACGCUAGUCUGUACGAUGAGGAGAAGGCCAAGUUGAUCCGUGCCGAGACGGAGAAGGUUGAGACGGCCAAUGGUGAGAUGGCUGCUAGUCUAGACUACUUAAAGCUGCCAGGCAGUCUCAAUAUUCUCAAGGGCGGCAUGGAUCAAGAGAUGACUGUGGAUGAAGAGUUUCGUCGCUGGUGCUCAGAGCUUGCUGGUCAUAAACCGUUCAAAAAGGUAUUGGACGAGAUGCAGGACCGCAAGACAGAGGUUCUGGCACAGCUUGACCAGUGCUCAAAGCAGCUAGACUUAGAAGAGAGCGUAUGUGAGAAGAUGCGUUCUAAAUACGGCGCAGAUUGGAGCCAGCAACCUAGUGCCCGCCUAAAUACUACGCUUCGCGGUGAUGUACGCGCAUACCGAGAUACAAUUAGUGAGGCUAGUGCCAGUGAUGUUCAGUUGUCUGCCACUUUGCGGCAAUAUGAAGACGACUUCGAACAGAUGCGCUCAGCGGGUGAGACUGAUGAGGCCGAUGUGCUCUUCCAACAGGCAAUUAUCAAGGCUGGAUCCAAGCAUAGCAAGGGCAAGAAUGGAGUUACCAGCCCGGCUGAAGGUAAUUUACUUGAUGAUAUCUAUGACGAAGGAGGUGCAUCUGUUUCGGAUCAGAUCAACAAGGUAGAGGAGAUUUUGAAGAAACUCAAUCUUGUCAAGCGAGAGCGGUCACAAGUCCACAAUGAUGAUAUCUCGAAUGUGUUGAUUCUGAACAAGAAGACCAUCGCCGGCCAAGAAAACCAACUAUUUGAGGCUGAAUUGGAGAAAUUUCGACCUCAUCAAAAUCGACUCCUCCAGGCGAAUCACAAGCAGUCGUCAUUGAUGAAAGAACUUACUAAGACCUAUGGUGACUUGCUACAGGACAAACGAGUUCAGUCUGAGCAGUCCAAGUACGAGGGUAUUACACGACAAAGAAGUUCCGUGAUGGCUCGAUAUAAGAAGGUGUACGAAGCCUUCAAUGGUCUGUCGUCUGGCAUCGUUCAGGCUCGAACUUUCUACAAGGAGAUGAGCGAAAACGUUGACAGCCUGCGGAAGAACGUUGAGACUUUCAUUAGCAACCGCCGCUCUGAGGGCGCCCAGUUACUGAGCCAAAUCGAGCGCGACAGGGCCGGUGGUGCCUCAGAGCAGGACAACCGAGAGAGAGAAAAGCUCCGCCAGUUAAUGGAGCGCCUCUCCACCGAACCGAAACAGGCCUCGCCAUCUACAAUGGCUCCACCGCCUUCGAAAGUCAAGUCACCGCCACCUCCUAUCCAGGCUCCAGGAUAUGGAACAGGCCCAUCUCCGCAGAUGUCGCCUCGGUACCCACCAGUCAUGUCAGGAACCCCUUCUCACGGCGUACCUUUAUCACACUCCCCAGCACCUUAUGGGCAAUACAUGGGUGCCAAUCCAGGCGUUCCAUACGUACCUAGUCAAACAUUCCAGCAAGGUGCUGCUGCACCGCUGUCUGACGGCUACAACCCAAUGGCAUAUCCUUAUCAGACUCCGGUUUCCCCACCCCCGAACCAACAAUUCUUCUCUUCCACUCCAGCUCCUUAUGCCGGCUACCCCAGUGCCAGCCCGGCACCCUCUGCCUCUACAGGGACACCUUCACACUAUAUGGCGCCUCAGGGCUAUGUUCCUCCCCCGCCUCCCCCACGCCCGCAGCAAACCAACUACCCACCUUCGAAUGGUGGCAUGUAUCCAUCCGGGCCUGGCGGCUACGCGCAGAGCAGACCACAUGGCCACCACAAGACCCCUUCGCAGUCUCAGUCUCAGCCUCAACAGCCGCCUGGCUCUAAUGACCCUUGGGCGGGUCUUAACGCAUGGAAAUAG
Molecule: messenger RNA, 3303 nt
Organism: Penicillium taxi
Lineage: Eukaryota; Fungi; Ascomycota; Eurotiomycetes; Eurotiales; Aspergillaceae
Gene: bro1
Product: putative signal transduction protein BroA
Exons: 4
Coding region: 1-3303 (1100 amino acids)
Biological process (GO): protein transport to vacuole involved in ubiquitin-dependent protein catabolic process via the multivesicular body sorting pathway
Cellular component (GO): endosome
Molecular function (GO): protein binding
Source: RefSeq, a predicted model, not a curated record